Molecule: messenger RNA, 2236 nt
Organism: Phragmites australis (common reed)
Lineage: Eukaryota; Viridiplantae; Streptophyta; Magnoliopsida; Poales; Poaceae
Product: transcription termination factor MTEF1, chloroplastic-like
Exons: 2
Coding region: 123-1241 (372 amino acids)
Biological process (GO): chloroplast organization; regulation of DNA-templated transcription
Cellular component (GO): chloroplast
Molecular function (GO): double-stranded DNA binding
Source: RefSeq, a predicted model, not a curated record
CACAGCAAGGCUCAAGCAGCCCGAGCUCUGCCCGACUGCUAGAUUCCCGGCGUCACGCAUUUCCCCCAAACGCCGGGGGAAAAAUCCGCCACCACCACCGCCACCGCCACCGCCGCAACACCAUGCUCCACUUCCGAAAGCUCCUCUUGCCCCUCAUCUCCGCACGUCCUCUCCCCACCCCCACCGCCCGCCUCCUCUUCUCCACCACCGCGUCCACUUCCCUGGAGCCCUUCGCCGUCGAGGAGUACCUCGUCGCCACCUGCGGCCUCACCCGAGCCCAGGCUCUCAAGGCAUCCAAGAAGCUCUCCCAUAUCAAGUCCCCCACCAAGCCUGACACCGUGCUCUCCUUCCUCUCCGCGCUCGGCCUCUCGCGCCCUGACAUCGCCGCGCUCGUCGCCGCCGACCCGCUCUUCCUCUGCGCCAACGUGGAGAAAACCCUAGCUCCCCGCGUCACCGAGCUCGGCGACCUCGGCCUCUCGCGCUUCCAGAUCGCGCAGCUCGUCCCGCUCGCGCGCACCUGCUUCCGCAGCAGCUCCCUCGGCCCCAACCUCGGGUUCUGGCUCCCAGUCAUCGGCUCGUUCGAGAAGGUCCUGAAAGCGCUCAAGCUGAACUCCAACAUCCUUGGAAGCGACAUCGAGAAGGUGGUCAAGCCUAACCUGGCCCUCCUCCAGCAAUACGGCAUACAUAUGUGCAAUUUCCUCCAUACAUUCAUGCCCAUGGUGGUCACCAGGCCACCUAAGCACGUCCAGGAUGCGGUGGCAUGCAUCAGUAAGCUUGGCGUGCGGCAGGACUCGCCUAUGUUCAGCAAUGCGCUCAUGGUGUUUGCGGUCCAGAGUCAGGAGAAGGUCGACGAGAAAAUCAGGACCCUUGAGAUGCUCGGUUGGUUGCAGGACGAUGUGCUGAUAGCUGUGAGGAAGAUGCCGUCUUUGCUGAACAUGUCGAUGGAAAGGUUGCGGAGAAAUUUGGAUUUCUUGACCAGGGAUGUUAGGCUGGAGAUACCUUAUAUUGCUCAAAGGCCAGUGCUGGUUAUGUAUAGCCUUGAGCGCCGGUUGAUACCCCGGCAUCGCUUGCUCGAGAUUCUCAAUUCAAAGGGAUUACUUGAUGCUAAGUUUGACUUCUAUUCCGUGGCUGCACUGAGUGAGAAGAAGUUUCUGGACAGGUUCUUGCGGCCUUACAAGCAUAUUGUUCCAGACCUUGCUGCUGCUUACACAUCUAGCUGUGGUGGGAAAGUACAACAUUGACUUACUAUCUGAUAUGACUGAGCUAGAGAAUGUGCUGAUGCUUGUGCUGGGAGUGUACCAAUAGGACUACUGUAUUUGAAGGGCGGUUUUAAGGUUUGCCUUCCCUAGGCUAAUUGUUUUCAUGUUUUAGAAUUUUGAUGUAGGCGAUCCAUUGUAGUGUCACUAACUAAUUAAUGAAUGUCAGAGCCAUGGUCCAUGGUUCCCGUCUAGUAAGAUCAGAUAUGUAUCAGGUGGGAUGGAUGGAUGGAUGGUUGAGAUAAGGCGUGUGUGCACAAGCUCAUGCGGUUUUGCAUUUCCCAUCAGAUAUCGUUCCUUUUGGAAUGGCAUUUCCUGGUGCAACAUGCUUCAUUUAAUACGGACCAGUCUGCCUCCUCGACUGCAGGUGAGCCGGGGCGCCACCACAGCCUCAUCAGUGGACCACGCUGACACCGCUGCCCCAUCCGCCCAGGCCGGGGCUCGCGCCUUUGCACAACACCACCUCAGAUCUGACAAGAGGAAGAAAGGAAUGAGAGAGGGGAAGGAAGGAGAUGUCGAUGGACACCGUUUGGUGACGCCGCUGGCCACUGCCAUCGCCACUGGCUGACGGUGGCCGUUGAUGGGCGAGCAGCGGGGUGCUUGGGCUGGAGAUGGUGUCGUCCCUCACACCGACACCGAGGUACCAUGCAAUUAACCCAUAUGCUGACUUCAAAUCUUGAUUUUCUUGUAUCAUGGCUGGAAAGGGUCUGCUUGUUUGUGUUAUAUUUACCAUGCAAAUAAAAUGAGCAGAAGUGGUAUUCCUGGAUUGCUUCCUACAAGAUGGACUUGGCUUGGGCCUAAUCUUUCUGGGAUACGGGCGUCCAGCACAUUGGGAGAUGAAGGGUAAAGAUGACAUUUCAAGCUAAUAAGCAGGGGAAAUGAUAGUUGCUGGAAACAUUUACGUUACCGAUUUUUAAACAAAACUUGUACACGAUUAUUGAUAUUUUAUCUCUCAAGUGAUUCCAUUUUUGUUUUGCUAA